AUGGUGGAGGCUCAGUCAUGGACCACUCGCCGGAGCAGCAAUCCUAGGCUAGAAACCUCCGUCGACAUCCCGACCACGCCCACCGGUGAAGUCCGUUACGGUACCAGCAACAACAUUUUCGCGGCCUUAUCUAUCACAUCAGUCGUUUCUCCGACAAUCUUAACUGCUCUGAUCAUCGCGUCAUGCUUGAUCGCAAUCCGGUGGUUCCAGAUCGUUCCGUUUCAACAGAUUUCAUCUCGAAAGCAGUUUUUUAAAAUAUUCGCAUUAUCCGCAAUUUUCUGCUUUUCAGUCGUUUGUGGAAAUACCUCACUCAGAUACCUGCCUGUUUCAUUCAACCAAGCUAUUGGAGCAACGACGCCAUUUUUCACCGCGAUCUUCGCUUUCCUGAUCACUUGUAAGAAGGAGUCUGCUGAGGUAUACUUCGCUUUAAUGCCAGUUGUAUUCGGAAUCGUUUUGGCGAGUAACAGCGAACCAUUGUUUCAUUUGUUUGGAUUUUUGAUGUGCGUGGGAUCCACCGCUGGCAGAGCGUUGAAAUCGGUGGUUCAAGGAUUGUUGUUGACGUCGGAUUCGGAGAAACUCCAUUCAAUGAAUCUCUUAUUGUAUAUGGCGCCAAUGGCGGCGGCGAUUUUGUUACCUUUUACUUUGUAUAUAGAAGGGAAUGUGUUGGGCAAGACAUUAGAGAAAGCGAAAAGUGAUUCGUUUAUGGUGUUUUUGUUGAUCGGAAAUGCUACAGUGGCGUAUUUGGUGAACUUGACGAACUUUUUGGUGACGAAGCAUACGAGUGCAUUGACAUUGCAGGUGUUAGGAAACGCCAAGGCUGCUGUUGCAGCGGUGGUUUCUGUAAUGAUUUUCAAAAAUCCGGUGACGGCGAUGGGGAUUUCCGGUUUCGGGGUGACGAUAAUGGGAGUAGUUCUUUACAGCGAGGCAAGAAAAAGAUCUAAAGUCACAGUUCACUGA
This is a messenger RNA of Lactuca saligna, 957 nucleotides long. The record is from the annotation of a GenBank genome assembly. Lineage: Eukaryota; Viridiplantae; Streptophyta; Magnoliopsida; Asterales; Asteraceae.